AUGAUUUACAAUGCCGAUAACGUUACGGAGGUGUUCGAAUAUUUCAAGGAAAAAUAUGACAAGAGGUAUAAAGAUGACGCUGAGGCAAGCAAAGCUUUCAAGAACUUUGUGGUUAAUUUUAACAAAGUCUCCAAUUUAAAUGAAGCUACUCGAGAUAAAGAUACUUUCUACAUUGUUAAUCAGUAUGCUGAUAUGGACCCGAAUGAAUUCAAUAAACAUUAUGCUAUACGAUUUAAACCCUACUUCGAGAUAUCCAAUAAAAAGGACGCCGAAUUUCUAGGGCGUGAAAGACUUAGAGAUAUCAAUGCUUCCGAACUAUAUGAUUUGGAUCAAGCCGAAGAACUCUACAACGAGUUUAUGAAGAAAUAUAAAAAGAGGAAUAUGACGAAACGAUAUGACCGUCAAGUUCAUUACUAUAGAUUCGUUAAAACGCUUGUGGAGAUGAACAAUAAUUAUUUUCGGGGCCACGAGAAUAUCUCAAUCGACGAAACGGCUGAUGUACUUAAAGAGCCUAAUGAGUACUUUUGGUCAAAGUAA
Leptosia nina is the source of this 537-nucleotide messenger RNA. Lineage: Eukaryota; Metazoa; Arthropoda; Insecta; Lepidoptera; Pieridae. The record is from the annotation of a GenBank genome assembly.